AUGAGUGUUGGUGAAAUGGGUGUUGCUAUGGUGAUGUCAGUCAGAAUGGCUCCUUCUCUUCCUCUGAUCUUUCUGAUCUUGAUUCAUGGGGUUUCUGGUGCUGAUUGGGGUGUGAGUUACAGUCAUCCACACAUUUGUGCACUAAAGAACUCAUCAGUGAUAAUGAGCUGCACUUAUACAUACCCCACUGGACAUCAGAUCGAGAAAGUGUUCUGGACCAAAACACAAGUUAGAAAUGAUCAUGUAGACUUUCCAGAUCUGUCUGAGGACCCUGAAUACAGACAGAGGCUUCAGUAUCUGGGAGAUAAACAGCAGAACUGCACCAUCAGACUGAGUCAUGUGACACAGAAAGAUUCACACAAGUACUAUUUCAGAUUCACAACUGAUAAAGAUAAAUGGGUUGGCCUUCAAGGAGUGACUCUUACUGUGACAGAUCUUCAGGUGGAGUCUCCUGAGACAGUGACAGAGGGAGAUUCAGUCCGUCUGACAUGUAAAAGCAACUGCACUCUGACUGACGGAGCAACAUUCAUCUGGUACAGAAACUCACAGCCAUUAACUGAGAGAAGAGACAGAAACAAUCAACUCCUGCUGCAGUCAGUCAGAAGAGAGGAUGCAGGCAGAUAUAGCUGUGCUCUACAUGGACACAUUUACAUCUCUCCUGCUGUUCAUCUCAAUGUCACGUACCCACCCAGGAACGUCUCAGUGUCCAUCAGUCCAUCUGGUGAAAUAGUGGAGGGAGAUUCAGUGACUCUGAGCUGCAGCAGUGAUUCAAACCCACCUGCAGAAAUCAGCUGGUUUAAAGGAGGAACGUUUGUAGGAUCUGGAAGAAUCUACAGCAUCUCAAAGAUCAGCUCUGAUCACAGUGGAGAAUACAAGUGCAAGUCCAGAAAUAAACAUGGAGAGAAAUACUCUGAUGCUGUGACUUUAAACGUUAUGUACCCACCCAGGAACGUCUCAGUGUCCAUAAAUGGAUCCGGUGAAAUAGUGGAGGGAGGUUCAGUGACUCUGAUCUGCAGCAGUGAUUCAAACCCACCUGCUCUGAACUUCAGCUGGUUUAAGGAGAAUCAAAGCUCAGCUGUUGGAUCUGGACAGAGUUUCAGUGCUCUACAGAGUGGACGCUUCUACUGUGAGGCUCACAAUCAACAUGGAUCUCAGAGAUCAGACUCUGUUACUGUCACUGUUAAAGAUCCUCCAGUGAAUCCUGUGAUCUCCAUCAAUCCAUCUGGUAAAAUAGUGGAGGGAGAUUCAGUGACUCUGAGCUGCAGCAGUGAUUCAAACCCACCUGCAGAAAUCAGCUGGUUUAAAGGAGGAAAGACUGUAGGAUCUGGAGGAAUCUACAGCAUCUCAAACAUCAGCUCUGAUCACAGUGGAGAGUACAAGUGCAAGUCCAGAAAUGAACAUAGAGAGAAAUACUCUGCUGUGACUUUAAACAUUAUGUACCCACCCAGGAACGUCUCUGUGUCUAUAAAUGCAUUUGGUGUAAUAAUGGAAGGAGAUUCAGUGACUCUGAUCUGCAGCAGUGAUUCAAACCCACCUGCUCUGAACUUCAGCUGGUUUAAGGAGAAUCAAAGCUCAGCUGUUGGAUCUGGACAGAGUUUCAGUGCUCUACAGAGUGGAUGCUUCUACUGUGAGGCUCACAAUCAACAUGGAUCUCAGACGUCAGAUAUUGUUACUGUCACAGGUGAAGGUUUUUUUUUACGAAGGGUGUAGCUUUGAGAGGCAAUUAUAAAGGGAUAGUUCAUCCAAAAAUGAAAAUU
This is a messenger RNA of Onychostoma macrolepis, 1757 nucleotides long. Its product is annotated as B-cell receptor CD22-like. Bases 1 to 1710 code for a protein of 569 amino acids. The record is from RefSeq and is a predicted model, not a curated record. Lineage: Eukaryota; Metazoa; Chordata; Actinopteri; Cypriniformes; Cyprinidae. The transcript is spliced from 8 exons.